CGCAACCACAGAAGCAAGCUUUUGCGACUCCUGUUUACCCACCCAGGAUCGCAUACCCCCCCCCUCCUCAUACUCUCGCAGCCAUGACUGUACUCAUGCGUAGCUUCGUCCGCAGGGCCGCAAAGCCCGCUUUCAGCAACUCAACCGUCCGCCGUCUGGCUACCGAGGCGACCACGUACGGUGCCGUCCGAUCCGUUAUCGGUGCCGUUGUUGACGUGCAGUUCGAGGCUGGACAGCUCCCAUCCAUUCUCAACGCUCUCGAAGUCCAAGGACAUGAGGGUGGUCGUUUGGUUCUUGAGGUCGCUCAGCACUUGGGGGAGAACACCGUCCGCACCAUUGCUAUGGAUGGAACUGAGGGUUUGACCCGUGGCCAGAAGGUCCUCGACACUGGAUCACCGAUUCGUGUUCCCGCCGGUCCCGAAUGCUUAGGGCGCAUUAUGAACGUUAUUGGAGAGCCCGUCGACGAGCGCGGCCCUAUCAAGACCAAGCAGCAGCUCCCUAUCCACGCCAACCCCCCGGAAUUCGUCGACCAAUCCACCGUGCCAGAAAUGCUGGAGACCGGAAUCAAGGUCGUCGACCUGUUGGCGCCUUACUCCAAGGGUGGAAAGAUUGGAUUGUUCGGUGGUGCCGGUGUCGGAAAGACUGUGCUCAUCACGGAAUUGAUCAACAACGUCGCCAAGGCCCACGGUGGUUACUCUGUCUUCUGCGGUGUCGGCGAACGCACCCGUGAGGGUAACGACUUGUACCACGAGAUGAUUACCGCCGGUGUCAUCCAACUGGAUGGCAAGUCCAAGGCCGCGUUGGUCUACGGUCAGAUGAACGAGCCCCCAGGAGCCCGUGCCCGUGUCGCCCUGACGGGCCUGACUAUCGCCGAGUACUUCCGUGAUCAAGAGGGUCAGGAUGUGCUUCUCUUCAUUGACAACAUCUUCCGAUUCACUCAAGCCGGUUCCGAGGUGUCCGCUCUGCUUGGUCGUAUUCCCUCCGCCGUCGGUUACCAGCCCACCUUGGCCACGGAUAUGGGUCAAAUGCAAGAACGUAUCACAACCACCAAGAAGGGAUCUAUCACCUCUGUGCAGGCCAUCUACGUGCCCGCCGACGAUUUGACCGACCCCGCGCCCGCCACAACCUUCGCCCACUUGGACGCCACCACCGUCCUCUCCCGUUCCAUCGCCGAGCUCGGAAUCUACCCCGCCGUCGACCCCCUCGAUUCCAAAUCCCGUAUCCUCGACCCCCGUAUCGUCGGCGACGAGCAUUACAACAUCGCCACGGGCGUCCAGCAGAUCCUCCAGAACUACAAAUCCCUCCAGGAUAUCAUUGCUAUCUUGGGAAUGGAUGAACUCUCUGAGGAGGAUAAGCUUACUGUGCAGCGUGCGCGUAAGAUUCAGCGUUUCAUGUCGCAACCCUUCACCACCGCCCAGGUGUUCACGGGUUACGAAGGUCGUUACGUCUCUCUCGCUGACACCCUGAAAUCCUUCAAAGCGAUCCUGGACGGCAAGCACGACGCUCUUCCCGAAGCCGCGUUCUACAUGGUGGGCGAUAUCGAGGAGGUGGGACGUAAAGCUGAUGAGUUGGCCAAGAGCUCCGCAUAAAGGGAUGAAAAGAUCAGAAUCGAGGAAGACUGAGCUGAGCGGCAUUCAGAGGGACUUUUAGAAUACCAUACCACAUCACAUCACCAUGCGUUCCUCCUUUUGUCUCUCUUCCUGUCUUUACUCCGUUUGUAAACGACCACAUCUCUCAUCAAUUACUUAUGUUGCGUCUUGGUGGUGCGGUUUGUUUUCGUCAUUCAGAGAUCAAAAAGCCAGCGGAUGUAUCGUGGUGAAGCGUCUCUUUUUUGCCUCCAGAUGUCGGGACUGCCUGUUUUUCCGGGCACCCCGAUCUACCUCCUUCUCACCAGACCAUCAGACGUCAUGUACGUACAAGAAUAUUUCGUUCACCACCGGCAUCCUUUGCCCCUGAAUG
Fimicolochytrium jonesii is the source of this 1959-nucleotide messenger RNA. RefSeq names its product P-loop containing nucleoside triphosphate hydrolase protein. Bases 84 to 1589 code for a protein of 501 amino acids. The record is from RefSeq and is a predicted model, not a curated record. Gene Ontology annotation, molecular function: ATP hydrolysis activity; proton-transporting ATP synthase activity, rotational mechanism; ATP binding. Gene Ontology annotation, biological process: proton transmembrane transport; proton motive force-driven mitochondrial ATP synthesis. NCBI's taxonomy places the organism in Eukaryota, Fungi, Chytridiomycota, Chytridiomycetes, Spizellomycetales, Powellomycetaceae. The transcript has 6 exons.